UGCAGUUUUGUUGAAUUUCUAUCUGUGUCAUUUCCCCUUUCUGGGGCAAGAUCAGAAGCUCUAUAAGUAUCCGGUGAUUCUGCAGAGAAGGCUGAAGGUGCUGGUUGAGAAGACAGAUCAUUCUUCAUCAGAUUGUAACUCUGCAUCAUCUCCAUCAUGAAGUUGUUGGCUGUGUUCCUCCUCGUUUUCUCCAUGGUGGCUCUGACCAGUGGUGACAAACGCAUCGUCUUGCACAAGAAAUCUUUUUCUUGUCCUUGUCACUGGAGUCAAAUCAACGGUCGCUGCUUCAUCUUUGUUGCUAAACCCAUGACUUGGGCUAAAGCCGAGAAAAACUGUCUGUCCAUGGGGGCAAACCUUGCUUCAGUUCGCAACAUUAAAGAGUACCGUCAGAUUCAGGGUCUGAUACUUGCAGCAGGUUACGAGACCAGGGAAACAUGGAUUGGAGGCUCUGAUGCACAGGAGGACAGAACAUGGUUGUGGAGCGAUGGAAGUGCUUUGCGGUUCACAAACUGGUGUCCCAAACAGCCUGAUAAUUUGACACGGAAACAGGAGUGUUUACAGAUGAACUAUUCAGCCGGCAAGUGUUGGGAUGACACAGAGUGUUCUGCCAAGAAGCCUUCUGUCUGCGUCAAGAAAUCCUGUCCACGCUGAGGUUCCCAAGAGGCC
This is a messenger RNA of Poecilia latipinna (sailfin molly), 666 nucleotides long. Its product is annotated as type-2 ice-structuring protein-like. Bases 157 to 651 code for a protein of 164 amino acids. The record is from RefSeq and is a predicted model, not a curated record. NCBI's taxonomy places the organism in Eukaryota, Metazoa, Chordata, Actinopteri, Cyprinodontiformes, Poeciliidae. The transcript has 6 exons.